AUGUCAUCUAAACAUCCUUGCAUCAAAGAUGGGUGGUUUAAUGAAGUUAGUGAUAAGAGUUUCCCAGGUCAAGCAUUCUCAUUGAAGGUCAACAAGAUCCUAUUUCACGAGAAGACGCAAUUUCAGGAUAUACUGAUAUUUGAAUCGUCAAAUUAUGGUAAUGUCUUAGUGUUGGAUGGUAUCAUUCAGGUAAGUGAGAAAGAUGAAUUUGCGUACCAAGAACUGAUCUCUCACGUUCCACUGUAUUCACACGAGAACCCAAAGAAAAUUCUAGUUAUAGGAGGUGGAGAUGGUGGGGUUUUGAGAGAAGUGGUGAAACAUUCUUGUGUAGAGGAAGCUACACUGGUUGAAAUUGAUGCUAAAGUCAUAGAGUUAUCAAAGAAGUACUUGCCAAACAUGGCGUGCUCUUUCAAGCAUCCCAAGGUAAAUGUGAAGCUGUGCGAUGGGUUCCAAUUCUUACGAGAUGUCGCAGAAUCGGGUACAAAGUACGACGUAAUAAUUACUGAUUCGUCUGAUCCGGAAGGGCCUGCAGAAGCAUUUUUCCAGAAGGAAUACUUUGAGCUGUUGUACAAAGCGUUGACUGAAAAUGGUGUUGUUAUUGCACAGGCUUCUGAAAAUGUCUGGCUGAAUUUAGAAUAUUUGAAGACGCUUCUGAAUACGUCUCGUUCAGUUUUUCCAGUAGCUGAGUAUUGUUACACUAUGCUACCCACUUAUACCUCCGGUCAAUUAGGGUUGAUCGCAUGCUGUAAGAAUCCAAACACAAAUCUCAUUGACCCCUGUCGUGCUCCAACUGAGGAUGAGCAAUCUCAGAUGAGAUAUUAUAAUAACAAGAUGCAUUCCGCUGCUUUUGUCUUACCUACAUGGGCUAGAAAGGUACUAAAUCCAUUGUGA
Messenger RNA from Kluyveromyces lactis, 891 nucleotides. It is a transcript of the gene SPE4, whose product is annotated as spermine synthase. Gene Ontology annotation, cellular component: cytosol. Gene Ontology annotation, molecular function: spermidine synthase activity. Bases 1 to 891 code for a protein of 296 amino acids. The record is from RefSeq and is a predicted model, not a curated record. The transcript has a single exon. Lineage: Eukaryota; Fungi; Ascomycota; Saccharomycetes; Saccharomycetales; Saccharomycetaceae. Gene Ontology annotation, biological process: spermidine biosynthetic process.